AUGGAGGCUGGAACAACCCCCGAAGUCCCGCAAGCCGCUAAGAAACCCACGGCAGUAAAAACUUUAAUGCCAGGCAGCACAGUGAAGCCGCAUUUGGCCGCACCAUCACCAGGAGGUCCAGUGGCUUCACGAUUGAGGUCUCGUACCAGAACCAAAACCAUCUCUGGGGCUCCGAGGGUAACCUAUACCGAACCUGAAACUAGCGCAAUAGAGGAGACAGAGGACCCUCCAACGACCUCUCAUCAAAAGUAUGAAGGCGACCCAAAUUCGCCUCCGAUAAGACUUGUCUCCCCUCUUCCACCGCAGUUUGGUGAAGACUCGGAUGAUGAUGACGUAUUCGAUCUUCCUUCGCUGCCCAACAAUGCUAUUGUGGAAAUUUCCAAAGAUCCUAGGAAGGACUCCAUCUCAGCAGAACUUGACAUAGACGAGCCGCCGCUGGUACUUGAUCAGGAUGAUGCCCAUACUGGGACUUCGUAUUCACCGGCAGGGCCUGAAAGAAAAACCCUCCAACGAACUCCUGCUUUUUUAGAAAGCCUUCAGAAAUCCUUCCUGGCCCUUGAUAAAAAACAUCAAGAAAAGGGUUUUGAUCUCUCUGAAUUUGAGUCCGAAGAGGAGGAAGAAGAAGAGAAAGAAGAAAGCGAAGAAGACGAGGAAGGGGAGGAAAAAAAUUUUGGAGAAGACGAUCCUACUAUCAGGACAAGGAACAAACGUAGAGCUAAAAAAAUUGCGAAGUUACUUGCAAGUAUGGAAAACUUGGAAUCAAGUCUGAAUAAAUAUCUUGGGAAGACACCUGAUCCCUCGCCAGAAUUGCGAAAUUUAUCAGAGGAAUAA
This is a messenger RNA of Diachasma alloeum, 831 nucleotides long. RefSeq names its product histone H3.v1-like. The transcript has a single exon. Lineage: Eukaryota; Metazoa; Arthropoda; Insecta; Hymenoptera; Braconidae. The coding region runs from base 1 to 831 and encodes 276 amino acids. The record is from RefSeq and is a predicted model, not a curated record.